AUUACGCCCGCGCCUCGUUUCCUGUAAACAAAGCAGCAGCUGUCAGCCGAAUAAGUCUGGGGAUUUCGGUGUUUUCGACCAGUUUUUCCGUCGACCUUUGCCCGUUCCGAUCAUGGCCCAGGCCGGGGUAGUUCUGGACAAGGACCAAUUUAACUGCUCCAUAUGUCUGGACGUGCUCAGGGCCCCCGUAACCAUCCCGUGUGGACACAGCUACUGCUCGGUGUGUAUCCAAAACUACUGGGAUCAAGAUGACUACUUGGGAAUUUUCGCUUGUCCCCAGUGUAGGCAGAACUUCACGCCGAGGCCUGUCCUAGCUAGAAACACUAUGCUAGCAGAUGUUGUGGAGAAAUUUAAAAAUACUAGACUCCAAGAUGCACCUUCUGCUUCUCCUGCUGUGCCUUCAAACCAGAUUGUUGCAGAAGCUGGGGACGUAGCGUGCGACGUUUGUACGGGGAGGAAAAACAAAGCAGUCAAGUCGUGUCUAGUUUGCCUGGCCUCCUAUUGCGACCAUCACCUUAAGCCUCAUUACGACUCAGCGGCCUUUAAGAAGCACAAGUUGGUUUCUGCGACACAAAAUCUACAAGAGACCAUUUGCCCCAAACACGAUAAACUUUUGGAGGUGUUCUGCCGCACGGACAAACAGUGCAUCUGCUACCUCUGUCUCACGGAUGAGCACAAGGGACACGACACGGUGCUGGUCGAGGCAGAGAUACAAGAUAAACAGAAGCAGCUUGGUGAAAUGAGACAAAACUCACAUCUAAGAGUUCAACAAAAAGAAAGAGAGGCUCACGAACUAAAGCAGGCUAUUUUCUCCCUCACUCGUUCGUCCCGUGCUGCUGUGGAGGAGACUGACCAUGUUUUCACAGAGCUGAUCCGGUCGAUAGAGUUGAAGCGUUUUGAAGUGAGAGAGUUGAUCAAAGCUCAGGAGAAGACUGCGGUCAGUCAGGCCGAGCAGCUGCUGGACAAGAUUCAGAAAGAGAUCACUGAACUGAAGAAGACUGAAGCAGAGCUGGACAAACUGUCUCAAACUGAUGACCACAUCAGCUUCUUACAGAGCUGUCAGUCUUUGGCCCCUCCCCCUGUCCACUCUGAGUUACCUCCCAUCGCGUCUGACCCAAGCCUCACCUUUGGUCCAGUGAUGACCGCCGUUUCCGACUUCAAUGGACUGCUCCAGGAAGUCUGCCAGGGCGGGUUUGUCAGCAUCUACGAGAGAGUGAGAGAUGUGGUGAUUGUGGGUCCAGUGAACGUGGGGGAGCCACUGGAGACAGCUCAGCCCAUUGUUAUGGAGGACACAUCAGCAGAACAAGCACAAGCCAUGAAUCUUCCAGUCGGUUUAGACCAGCACCUGGUGAACCCCCUCAAUCCUUUCCUCAACCCAGGACCAACUGUGUCAAAUUUUGUCUUCAGCACACAUGGAUCUGUCAAACUUUCCCUUGGAGCCAGACAGAGACACCAUCAGCGCCGCAGCCAUUCAAGGAGAAAAUAGAAAAUUUUUAUUAUUGCUUUCUUUUUAAUCAGUGCACUGACACAUGUGCCCGAUUAAUGUAUCUUUGGUAUAAAGCAAAACUGAGCCUCCUUCACAGACAUUUCACAGCAUUUCAAUUUUGCCUUAAGUAUUUUGGUUUUAGUAUGAAUUUGCUUAUAGUUAUUUUUAAUUCAAAUCAGUUCAUCAUCAAUUUGUAUUUAUUUUGCAACUGGCAUUAAAACAGCUACAAUGGAUGAAA
This is a messenger RNA of Boleophthalmus pectinirostris (great blue-spotted mudskipper), 1724 nucleotides long. RefSeq names its product finTRIM family, member 67 (gene ftr67). Lineage: Eukaryota; Metazoa; Chordata; Actinopteri; Gobiiformes; Gobiidae. Gene Ontology annotation, molecular function: zinc ion binding. The record is from RefSeq and is a predicted model, not a curated record. The transcript has 7 exons. The coding region runs from base 113 to 1486 and encodes 457 amino acids.